Molecule: messenger RNA, 2022 nt
Organism: Penaeus monodon (black tiger shrimp)
Lineage: Eukaryota; Metazoa; Arthropoda; Malacostraca; Decapoda; Penaeidae
Gene: Gbeta5
Product: guanine nucleotide-binding protein subunit beta-5-like
Exons: 9
Coding region: 194-1258 (354 amino acids)
Biological process (GO): G protein-coupled dopamine receptor signaling pathway; G protein-coupled receptor signaling pathway
Cellular component (GO): heterotrimeric G-protein complex; cytoplasm
Molecular function (GO): signaling receptor complex adaptor activity; protein binding
Source: RefSeq, a predicted model, not a curated record
CCGUAUGAACUGCGUAUAGACAGUGAAAAGACAUAAGACGGAAAAUCUAAUGAAAUAUGGUUACAGAAGGACUAUAAUAAAAACCGGACACGUGAGAGCAGCCUAAGCCCAUUAAAUUCUCGGCUGAGUGGGUAGGCCUCCGGAAGUGCGAGGGAGUUGGGUCGAAGGUCGAAGGGCGAGCAUCGGGCCAAGGAUGUCUGAAGGAGGACUCAAGGUGGAGCAGCCCAUUGAGAGCGUGGAGGCGCUCUCGAGGGAGGCGGAGGGGCUCAAGGUCAAACUCGAGGAGGAGAGGCAGAAGCUCAACGAUGUCCCGCUGACGACGGUGGCGGCGCGGCUCGAGAACCUCCCUCCUCUCAACAUCAAACCCCGCCGGGUACUGAAGGGCCACCAGGGGAAAGUGCUGUGUUCCGACUGGUGUAAUGACAAGCGCCACCUGGUGUCGUCUUCACAGGACGGGAAGAUGAUCAUCUGGGAUGCUUUCACCACGAAUAAAGAGCACGCGGUCACCAUGCCAACCACCUGGGUCAUGGCCUGUGCCUACGCCCCCACCGGGAACAUGGUCGCCUGCGGCGGUCUGGACAACAAGGUGACGGUGUAUCCCCUAAGCUUCGACGAGGACGUGACGCAGAAGAAGAAGGCGGUCGGCACGCACACCUCCUACAUGUCCUGCUGCACCUUCCCCUACUCCGAUCAGCAGAUCCUGACGGGGUCCGGAGACUCGACGUGCGCGCUGUGGGACGUGGAGUCGGGCCUGAUGCUGCAGAGCUUCCACGGGCACCAGGGCGACGUCAUGGCCCUCGACCUCGCGCCCUCCGAGAACGGCAACACCUUCGUCUCCGGGGGAUGUGACAAGAUGGCUUUAAUCUGGGACAUGCGAACAGGCCAGUGUGUCCAGAGUUUCGAGGGCCACGAGUCUGACAUCAAUUCCGUCAAAUUCUAUCCAUCAGGGGACGCCAUUGCCACGGGAUCGGAUGACGCCACGUGCCGGCUCUUUGACCUCCGCGCAGACAGAGAGAUCGCCGUGUACACCAAGGAGAGCAUCAUCUUCGGUGUCAAUGCAGUCGAUUUCUCCGUCAGUGGACGUCUCCUCUUCGCGGGAUACAACGACUACACCGUUAAUGUCUGGGACGCCCUCAAAUGCCAGCGCCUCACCAUCUUGUACGGCCACGAGAACCGGGUCUCCUGUCUCAAGAUGUCUCCGGACGGGACUGCCAUCUCUACCGGUUCCUGGGACUUCACGCUCAGGAUAUGGGCUUAGAUUCGCUGUAAAAAAAGAAGGGAAGGAUGCUAAUCGUAAUGGUCAGUGCUUGUCAUGACGUUAUGCAAAAGGCAAGAGGAAAUGGCAUGAUAUAAGAAACCAAAACUAUGGCGAACAGGCCGAAAAAUGAAGUGGGACCAAUUUAGAUACAUUUUGUGUAGGCAGUGGGGAAAAAAAAGAACAAACUAAAGGAAAGUGUAGUUAAAGAAAUACAAAAAAAUCAGACUCGAAUUCGCAGAAGCUCGUUAGAGAAGCCAUAAAAAAAUGAAGUAAAACAAAACAAAACAAAACAAAACAGAUCAUUAUAUCACGUAAACCAAUAUAGAAAAGCAGUAGAGGAAGUUGUAAGUGUUAGAAAUGUGUGUUUAGUAAAGUCAGUCUAGAUUUUUAUGAAGUUAAUACUUACUGGUCAUAGUCUAUUGUGUGAAAGCAGGUGGUGUUGUGGUGGAGCCAAGACCCACUGGCUGGAAAGACGGGCUGCUCAUCACAGGUCCCAACACCACAUGAGAAAUUCCGGUCUAUGCAUUGGGAAAUUUCAGGGUCGAAUGGCCGAUGAAGUCGACUUUCACCUUUUUCAUCUCCUUUUUUUCAAUUCUUCUUCUUCUUCUGCUAUCACUCCUUCUGAAAAUUCUUAUAAUACUGAGACAUUAAUGUUUCUCAAGUCUACAGCACAAAUAGCAUUACAGGGAGAUUUUACUAGUUACAUACGAGCUAUAUAUUUAUCACAAGAAAUGUUAUAUAGAGAAUGGCUUUCAUACUUAAUA